AUGUCUAGUUGUCAAUCAACUGGUGGUAUGACUUCAACUCCAACACUUGCUCCUGUAAGAUCAGAAGAUCCAGCAUGGGCCCAUGCACGUGCUGUGCCAGGGGCAAGAAAUAAUACUGAAUGUUUAUAUUGUAAUAAAAUAAUUAGAGGUGGCGGGAUCACUCGGUUGAAGCAUCAUCUAGCUGGAAUUCCAGGCGAUGUAGAAGCAUGUAAAAAUGUGUCUGAAGAUGUAAAAUGGCAAAUGAAGGAGUUGCUUAAUGAAAUGAAAAAAAGCAAAGAGAAGAGAAGGAGAAUAAGGUCAGAGAUUGGAGGCGAUAUAGAUUUAACAUCUGAUGAUAUUGACGAUCGUAAUAGUAUGGAGGGACAGUCUCAACUUUCAAAAGGUAAGGGGAAGUCGAAAGAAUCUGGAACUGGAGAGUCAGUGGGGGGAUUGAGUAGAUUUUUUGCUCCAAGAACAACUCCUGGGGCCCAACCUUCAAUUAAGAGUUCUAUGUGUUCAAAUGAGAUGAUUGUAAAAGCAAAGAUGGCUGUAGCACGCUGGUGGUAUGAUGCUAAUCUGCCUUUUAAUGCUGCUCAAUCUAAGUUUUAUCAACCAGCUAUUGAUGCCAUGACUGCCAUUGGGUCAGGAUUCAAAGGCCCAUCUUUAUAUGAGUUGAGAGUAAAUUUGUUAAAAAUGGCUGUGAAUGAGGUUCAAGAUUAUUUGCAACAAAUUAAGAAGAUUUGGAAUGAGACCGGUUGUUCACUAAUGGCAGAUGGUUGGACAAACCAGAAGCAACAAUCAAUAAUCAACUUUCUUGUUUAUUGUCCGAAAGGUACAAUGUUUUUGAAGUCUGUUGAUACAUCUGGUCUUAGAAAAGAUGCUGAAACAUUGUUUAAUAUCUUUGAUGAGGUUGUUCAAGAAAUUGGAGCUGAGAAUCUUGUGCAGUUCAUAACGGACAAUGAUGCAAGUUAUAAAGCUGCAGGAAAAAAGUUACAACAGAAGUAUGGCUCUUUCUACUGGUCCCCAUGUGCAGCUCAUUGCAUAGAUUUAAUGUUGGAGAAUUUUUCUGAUCCAAGAUAUUUUCCCCUUAUUGAUGAUACCAUAAAAAAGGCAAAAACGAUAACAAAAUUCAUCUAUAACCAUGGCUGGGUUUUGGCAUUUAUGAGAAAAGACUUUACCAAAGGUCAUGAUUUGUGUCGUCCUGCAGUUACAAGAUUUGCGACAAAUUUUUUAAGUAUCCAAUGUUUGCUCUUGUUUAAGAAAGAACUCAGACAAAUGUUUACUUGUGAUAAAUGGAUUGCAUCAAAUCAUUCUAAGAGCAGCAUAGGGAAAGAGAUAGCUGAGAUUGUUUUAGAAGAUAAAGAGUUUUGGGUUCAAUGUCAAUUCAUUGUUAAAGUUAGUGAACCUUUGGUUCGUGUUCUACGACUUGUUGACGGGGAUGAGAAGCCUGCAAUGGGAUACUUGUAUGAUGCAAUGGAAAGAGCCAAAGAGAACAUAAAAGCAAGAUGCAAUAACAAAGUCAGUUUAUUCAGUCCAUUCACCAGGAUCAUUGAUUCCAGAUGGGAUAGGCAGCUUCACAGUCCAUUACAUGCAGCGGGUUGUUUUCUUAACCCUGGAAUUUACUAUAGCCCCAAUUUUAAAAAUAAAAAUGAAGUUAUAAGAGGCUUCAACAGCUGUGUUAUGAAAAUGGAACUUGAUCCCGAUAAUCAAGACAAGAUCAUUGCAGAACUUGACUUGUAUAAGAAUGCAAUAGGUGAGUUUGGACAUUCUUUAGCAAUCCGCCAGCGUGAUAAGAUUAAUCCAGUUGCAUGGUGGACCCAAUUUGGUUGCGAGGUUCCAACGCUUCAAAGAGAAUCUUUCGCGGUGCUACGCAAAUACAGGAUGAAGUUGAACCCAGUGAAAUGUGCCUUCGGGGUCAACUCAAGAAUGUUUUUGGGCUUUAUCGUCUCAAAGAGUGGCAUUGAAGCAAACACCGAGAAGAUCGACCCCAUUCUAAACAUGGCGCCGCACAAAAACAUUAACAACGUCCAAGGCUUGGCGGGUAGAGUAGCAGCCUUGAAUAAGUUUGUGUCAAGUAUCCCCUCAAUAAGGAUUCUUGUGGUUCCAGAGGAUCUUGCUACAGGAGAACCAGGAACGGAGAGCUUUCCCCCUAUUUUUUCCGCCCGACUCUUUGGUCUUAAAAAUGCUGGUUUUAAGAAUGAGUGA
Juglans regia (Persian walnut) is the source of this 2184-nucleotide messenger RNA. RefSeq lists its product as uncharacterized. The coding region runs from base 1 to 2184 and encodes 727 amino acids. The transcript is spliced from 4 exons. The record is from RefSeq and is a predicted model, not a curated record. Gene Ontology annotation, molecular function: DNA binding. Lineage: Eukaryota; Viridiplantae; Streptophyta; Magnoliopsida; Fagales; Juglandaceae.